This is a messenger RNA of Sardina pilchardus (European sardine), 1762 nucleotides long. It is a transcript of the gene srpx, whose product is annotated as sushi-repeat containing protein X-linked. Bases 45 to 1394 code for a protein of 449 amino acids. Lineage: Eukaryota; Metazoa; Chordata; Actinopteri; Clupeiformes; Clupeidae. The transcript has 10 exons. The record is from RefSeq and is a predicted model, not a curated record. Gene Ontology annotation, biological process: phagolysosome assembly.
AUGCGCCGGAGGUCUAGCACUCAGAAGUCCGUGCAGUUUUGAACAUGGACACCUGGCUGUGUGUAUGCGUGCUCCUGGGACUCCAGCUUUCCUGCUGUUUCGGAUACGAAGGGUCCGGCUACUACGUCGACGACGAGGACUCGUACGCGCGGAGAUAUGCAGGCACUCCAUGGUGCGCCCCGGUGAAGGUGAAGCAUGGGCAGGUGAGCUGCCAGACUCCGCGCGGCGAGCGCCACAAGAACGUGCUGGGCACGCGCUGCAAGAUCCGCUGUAACCGUGGCUACGAGAUGCACGGGCACCACGAGAUCCUCUGCCAUGCCAACAAGCAGUGGUCAGGAAACUACGCCUGCAGAGAGGUGCGCUGUAUGAAGCUGUCGGUGCCGGUUAAUGGGGGCUAUAAGUGCACGGAUGGCUCGUACUUCAACUCCAGGUGCCAGUUCUUCUGCUCCCCCGGGUACACCCUGCACGGAGACAAGAGCGCCACCUGUCUGCACACACACACCUGGAGCGGAGGACGCACCACGUGUGUAGAUGAGGAGUCCCCGGUGAUCAAGUGUCCCACGGUGAAGGAGCGCACGGCUGAACCUGGAAAACUCACCGUCAGGAUCACCUGGGACUCACCUGAGGGCAAAGACACCGCCGACGGCAUCCUCACAGAUGUGGAUUUGAAGGGGAAAGCUCCAGGUUCCUACUUCUCUGAGGGGAACCAUAAGCUCUCAUACACCGUGUUUGACCGCGCUGGCAACAAGGGCUCCUGUCGCUUCAACAUCAGAGUCAGAGUGAAGCGCUGCACCCCUCUGCCCAUCCCUGAUAACGGCUGGAUGCGCUGUGACAGCGCGGGCGAUAACUACGGUGCCACCUGUGAGUUCCGCUGCCUGGGCGGGUACGAGCUGCAGGGCAGCGCUGCCCGCGUGUGCCAGUCUACACAGGACUGGUCAGGACAGGAGACCGUGUGUGCACCCAUGAAGGUCAACGUGUUGGUGAGGUCAGCCGCCGCGCUAUUGGACCAGUUCUACGAGAAGCGCCGCCUCCUCAUCAUCUCCGCCCCCACCGCCGCCAAUCACUACUACAGGUUCCAGAUGACCAACCUGCAGCAUGCCCAGUGUGGACUGGACCUGAGACAUGUGACCGUGGUGGAGCUGGUGGGGAUCUGGCCAGCUCAGAUAGGACGCAUCCGACACCAACUCAUCCCACCACCCCUGGCCCUGCAGCUCAGGCUGCUGAUGAGGCUGUCCACUAACUCCUUCAGCAUGGUGCUGCUGGAUAAGCAGGGCACGGAUCGCCAGCGCUACACCUUCCCCAUCACCUCCGCCGAGAUCUUCACCACCAUCGACACCUUCACCCAGCGCAUGGAGGAGAUCCAGCUGCAGAAGGAGGCUGGCCACAGCUGCUGAACACACACACACACACACACACACACACACACACACACACGUAUACACACACACUCACUACUCACCUUCACCCAGCGCAUGGAGGAGAUACAGCUGCAGAAGGAGGCUGGCCACAGCUGCUGAACACACACACACACACACACACACACACACACACACACACACACACACACACACACACACACACACACACACACGUAUACACACACACUCACUACUCACCUUCAUCCAACGCAUAGAGGAAAUACAGCUACAGAAGGAGGCUGGCCACAGCUGCUGAAAACACACACACACACACACACACACACACGUAUACACACACACACACACACACACAUACACACACACACACACACACACACACACAC